ACCAAAAAUGAUAAGAAACCGCACUAUUUUGAUAUUUUGAUAGCCGCUUGCUCACUGCCGGUGACGUAUACAUUACAUUUAAUUUAUCUAUCAGAUUUUUUGAGGGAUUAGGGUGUUCAUGUAGGAGCGUGCAUAUAUCUACAUAAAAAAGAGCGUGUAACGUAUCAUAACAUAACAGUAGCUAGACAGAUGUAUAUAUCUCACAAUAGUAGUACUAGUAUUAGUGAUCACUGAUCAUCGUCAUCAGCAACUAAAUUUUUUUGUUGUACUUUGUAGCUCUCUCUAAUCUCUAUACAUCAUACGUCCUGAAAUGAGCAACCUAGCUCACUCUUGGUCUAUAAGUGAUGAAUCACUAAGAAGAUUUGUGCACUUCGCAAGUGAAGGUUGCAUACAAGAACUCUUAUCAGCUUCAGAUUCAACUUGUUGUAGUAGUAGGAAGGUGAAUGGUACUAAUGGUCACAGAAAACAGCAUAAUAGUAAUAAUAAUAACCAUGAUGGAUGGAAUAGGGUUCCUAGUAUAAACACAGAUGAUCAUGACGGUGUUGAGAUAUCAAAGCGUAGAUCGGCCGGUAAUUCGUUUCAUAUUUUCCGAAGUCGCUGGUUACUUAGAUCAGUCUCGCCGGAACAGUUCAUAACCGUCGCCAAUGCUAUCGAUGCCGCAAAGCAAUGGGACUCAGAUCUUGUAGAGGCUAAGUACAUAAAAGAUCUUGGAGAAAACCUUAGCAUUAUUAGUCUCAGAUAUGGAGAUGGAUCAAAACCUUUAUUUAAGAACAGAGAAUUCAUCGUCUACGAACGACGCGAAACUAUGGAUGAUGGUACCCUGGUGGUUGCAGUAGCUUCUCUGCCAAAAGAGAUAGCGGCAGGAUUAUACCCAAAGCGGAGCAAUGCGAUUCGAGGACUUCUGUUGCAGUCAGGAUGGGUGGUUGAAAGAUUUGAAAAGGAUUCUUGUAUGGUAACUUACGUUGUUCAGUUGGAUCCUGCAGGAUGGUUGCCCAAGUUCUUUGUGAACAGACUGAAUACGAAGCUGGUAAUGAUCAUUGACAAACUAGCUCAAGCUUGCCUGCAGAUCAAUUGAAAUUUUUAUACAAAAGACAAUACAUAUAUAUAUAUUUAUAUUAUGAAUAUAUAUCAAAACUAUAUUUGGGGUGAGGAAAUAAAACCUAUGGAGUUGUACUCGCAAAAUUGUAAGGAUACGAAAUCACUGUAUAUAUACUGAUAAUGUCAAAAAUAGUGAUAUCCAAAAAAAUGUGGCAAUCCUCCAUCCUA
Molecule: messenger RNA, 1266 nt
Organism: Papaver somniferum (opium poppy)
Lineage: Eukaryota; Viridiplantae; Streptophyta; Magnoliopsida; Ranunculales; Papaveraceae
Product: START domain-containing protein 10-like
Exons: 5
Coding region: 311-1075 (254 amino acids)
Molecular function (GO): lipid binding
Source: RefSeq, a predicted model, not a curated record